AUGGAACAAUGCAAAUUAGAAGCUACUCCUAUGAAUACAAAUGAGAAUCUGACAACAAAAGAUGAAACUGGAAUGGCUGAUGGUCAAGAGUACAGAAGCUUAGUUGGGAAACUCGUCUACCUCACGCACUCUCAUCCGAACAUCAGCUUUGCAGUUGGAGUCAUAUCACAGUUCAUGCACUGUCUUACCAAGCAUCAUUUCGGAAUUGCGAAAAGAAUCUUGCGAUAUAUUGCGGGCACGAAGGAGCUAGACAUAUGGUAUCACAAAGGAGAAAACCUUGUGCUAAAGGCAUAUACAGAUAGUGACUGGGCUAGGUUGCUUGACGACCGAAAAAAUACAACUGAAAAUUGUUUUAUGCUUGGAUCAACUGUCAUUGGAUGGUCAUCGAAGAAGCAACCCACAAUUGCUAUAUCUACCGCAGGGGCUGCGCAAACUACUGCAUGA
Messenger RNA from Andrographis paniculata, 444 nucleotides. RefSeq lists its product as uncharacterized. The record is from RefSeq and is a predicted model, not a curated record. NCBI's taxonomy places the organism in Eukaryota, Viridiplantae, Streptophyta, Magnoliopsida, Lamiales, Acanthaceae. The coding region runs from base 1 to 444 and encodes 147 amino acids. The transcript has a single exon.